Messenger RNA from Malania oleifera, 507 nucleotides. RefSeq lists its product as uncharacterized. The transcript is spliced from 2 exons. The coding region runs from base 1 to 507 and encodes 168 amino acids. The record is from RefSeq and is a predicted model, not a curated record. NCBI's taxonomy places the organism in Eukaryota, Viridiplantae, Streptophyta, Magnoliopsida, Santalales, Ximeniaceae.
AUGGAGUCCAAGGACAAUACUGCUAAUGCUGGAGGGAGUAGCAGUGAGGGAGCUGGCUAUAAGGCUAGUAGUGACUCUACGGUGCCUCUUAGCUUCGCAGGGAGUACAGACCCGAUCCCUGCGAAGAACUGGAUUUGGGAAAUUGAGAAGAUUUUGGUUAUUUUACAUUGUAUGGAUGAGCAAAAAAUGCUUUACACGACAUUUAAGUUGACUGGAGAAGCCGAAAUGUGCUGGGAAUCGGUAAGGAUGUUGGAGGAGCAGAAACCGGUACCAGUGGGGAUGACGUGGAGACAUUUUAGAGAAGUGUUCUUUGAGCGGUACUAUCCAGCCUAUGUUAGGAAUAUAAAUAUGGAGGAGUUCAUGAGCUUGACUCAGGGGCAGCUGACAGUUCAGCAGUACGCCGCCCGAUUCAUGGAGCCAUCUCAUUUUGCUUCUUUUAUGAUACCGGAUGAGGCGAGGAAAGCUUGGAAGUUUAAGAAGGGUUUGAAGAAGGAAAUCUUGAAGUAG